Oncorhynchus masou masou (cherry salmon) is the source of this 685-nucleotide messenger RNA. RefSeq lists its product as uncharacterized. The transcript has 6 exons. The annotation marks the transcript as partial. The record is from RefSeq and is a predicted model, not a curated record. NCBI's taxonomy places the organism in Eukaryota, Metazoa, Chordata, Actinopteri, Salmoniformes, Salmonidae.
UGAGACCUGAGAUUGGAAAAUGCCUGGGUGUUUUUCAAGAUUGAUGGAGAGAGUGCGAGGACGUGGGCAGCCUUCUGCGUCGACAGGUUGUUUAAAUUCAUUUGUGGGUUGUUUUUGUUGUCUUUUUCCGUUUUGCAGGGUUCGCGAUCGUCGGGAGGUGGACAGCGACAGCGACUUCGAAGAGGAAUCAAAUGUACUGGAUGAGGUCCAGUUGGAUGUGCCACUGCUGCCAGUCGUCCUUGAUGUCCAGGAUGCUGCUAUCAUCCUUGAGGAUAUGCCAGAUGUACCGACUAUCCUUGAGGAGGCCACUGGUAAUUGGCAGUUGAUACCGAUUAGGUUCAGCCCCCUGUACUGUGGGCCUGUUGUGAUCAGAAACCAUGCCGGUCCGUUGGCUAAGGCUUGGAGAACUUUCCAGUUCAUAAGCCCCAUUAUCACCUAUAUGCGUGGGGGAUCCCAGCAGGUGGUGGUGAGGAGGCACCAUGUGAGUAGGGUUCGAGGCCAGGAGACUCAACUAGUGUGGGCCGUCUCCAGGGAGACAGCCAGACUUAGUUCAGAGGGCAUCCCCUACUGUGCCACCAAGGUUCAGUCCGUCACUUGGAUCCUGUAUGUGGCUGGCAGGGUGACCCAGUAUGCUUCUCACCUCCGCCAUGAGACGUCUGUGGACGUGACCCUUGGCUGCUACCAG